Zea mays is the source of this 1099-nucleotide messenger RNA. RefSeq lists its product as uncharacterized. The transcript is spliced from 2 exons. Bases 659 to 976 code for a protein of 105 amino acids. The record is from RefSeq and is marked provisional. Lineage: Eukaryota; Viridiplantae; Streptophyta; Magnoliopsida; Poales; Poaceae. Gene Ontology annotation, biological process: positive regulation of organ growth.
GCUGCGAAUCCCCCACUCAUAAAAUUGACCACUCGUCCUCCCCCCUGCCCGUCAUCAUGCUUAAUCUCUCUCCAGUUUCCCCCAGUUCCCGUUUCCAUCUCCAUCCUCCCCCCCGGGAGCAGGAGCUGCAGCCAGGAGUCGAGUCGGCGUCGUCACGGGAGAUAUCAGCUUCGCUAUCACCGGAUCCCCCUCUGCUCCCUCCGCACCUCCCAUCUGCGCUCUCUGUUUUCUUCCGCGCACCCCGGCUGUUGGUGUCCCGUCCGGCAGCGUUGCUGGUGGCUGAAUCCGAGCCUUUGAGGGGUCUGCUGCCGCCGCCGCCGCCGCUGUCACCGCUCUUGAGAUCUCUUUAUUGAUCUGGAGAGAUUAAAGAGGGAUUCUUGCCUUCCUACUGGAGCAAGAGAAAGGGGAGAACGUGUUUCUUCAGGCGUGGUUGAACAGUGAGGACCGGAGAACAAUGCGAGGUUCGGGAUUUAAGAUGUUCUGGCUUUAGGGGCAGUUCUUCUGAAGCAGGGGACGGGCGAUUCGACCACCGGAGCUCAGAUCUGAUUACAAAACGUUCAGAAAACACAAGGCGUUCUCACACCGCCUUUCACUUCUUGCUUACUUUGGCAACCACUCACUGCGACUGGUCUCCACCUCCACCUACACCAAAGAACACAUGGCAAGCCGAUCUAGCGCGAUGGAAGGAGGGGCGGCAAUACAAAGGAGGAAUGCCGUGAAGCGGCAUCUGCAGCAGCGUCAGCAGGAGGCGGAUUUCCUCGACAAGAAGGUCAUCGCGUCCACCUACUUCAGCAUCGGGGCGUUCCUCGUGCUCGCCUGCCUCACCGUCUCGCUGCUGAUACUGCCGCUGGUGCUGCCUCCCCUGCCGCCGCCGCCGUCGCUGCUGUUGUGGCUGCCGGUCUGCCUGCUCGUCUUGCUGGUUGUACUGGCCUUCAUGCCGACAGAUGUGCGCAGCAUGGCCUCCUCUUACCUGUAAAUAGAUAAAUAGGUCUUGGCCAGAUUUUCUGUGUUUUGCAGCUGCAGGAUUCGUCCUAAGACGAGUCAUGAGUGUAAUGUGAAGCAACUUCUCCAGGGAUAGAUCUCAACCAAGUUUGGUAGC